AUUUCUGAUGAACCAGGAAGUGGAACCGCAGACAUUUGAUCCGGUUUCCAUUUACAAGAGUUCAUUUGGUUUUUGCGAAGGACAAACAUGACUCGACAUGGAAAGAACUGCACAGCUGGGGCUGUUUACACUUAUCACGAGAAGAAGAAAGAUACCGCCUCGUCGGGUUAUGGGACACAAAGUGUGCGAUUGGGAAAAGACGCCAUUAAAGAUUUUGACUGCUGUUGUCUCUCCUUACAGCCAUGCAGGGACCCUGUCGUAACUGAAGAUGGGUACCUUUAUGAAAAAGAAGCCAUUCUGCAAUACAUCCUUCACCACAAGACAGAGAUUGCUAAGAAGAUGAAGGCAUAUGAGAAGCAGAAACAGGCUUUGAAGAGCGAGGGGCAGCUGGAGUCCAAGUCAGAGGAGAGAGAGAGAGCGGAGAAGUUCAAACAGCGUGAGGGCAACAUUGUGUCCAAGCCAAUCAACCCCUUUACCUCGGGUAAAUCUAAUGAUGAUGAAAAGCCAGUCAGCUCCUCCAGUGACUCUUCAGCAGGGGAGUCCAGUUCUGCUCAAGUCCUGCCCAGCUUCUGGAUCCCCAGCCUUACACCAGAGGCCAAACCCACCUUACUUAAAAAACCUUCAAAGACAGUGUUGUGCCCCAUGUCGGGACGUCCGUUAAAGAUGAGUGAUUUGAUUCCUGUGCACUUUACUCCCCUGGACCCAAGUCUGGACAGAGUGGCCCUCCUUACACGCCAAGACAGAUAUGUGUGCGCCGUGACCAAAGAUACACUUGGUAACUUUGUGCCGUGUGCAGUUCUCAGACACUCUGGAGUGGUUGUCACAAUGGAGUGUGUAGAGAAGCUUAUCCGGAAAGACAUGGUCGAUCCAGUGACUGGAGAUAAACUUAAGGAAAAGGACAUCAUACCUUUGCAGAGGGGUGGGACCGGUUUUGCUGGAUCAGGAGUGGACCUCAAAGCUAAAGAGGCCAGACCUGUCAUGCAAGCAUAAGCGAGAGAAUCGGAGGUGCACGUUACUUCGACCAUGUAAAUAUUGUUAUUAAUUGCCUGGGCUUUUUGCAAGUUUUGUCAUUUGUUUAGUGAGGGGUAAUUUGAAAAACAACAUGCAGUUGUAUUUAUAUUUUCCCUACAAGUAUUGUUUACAUUUAAUCGUGACAUUAUUAUAGAACAGAUAUUGUAGUCGUUUUCUUUAAUAAAUGGUUUAUUUUACACA
Molecule: messenger RNA, 1212 nt
Organism: Misgurnus anguillicaudatus (oriental weatherfish)
Lineage: Eukaryota; Metazoa; Chordata; Actinopteri; Cypriniformes; Cobitidae
Gene: nosip
Product: nitric oxide synthase interacting protein
Cellular component (GO): nucleus
Molecular function (GO): ubiquitin protein ligase activity
Source: RefSeq, a predicted model, not a curated record